AUGAAGCAGAAAAGAGGAGAGACUAAAGACGUUGUGAUUUCAACUUCUAAGACGGAAAUUGAAGGGGUUCAUGUUUCUCCUAUAGUUGUAGUGGUUGAGGAUCAUGAUCAGCUACAUCAUGUGGAAGUUGAAACACAAUCUAUCCAUGAAGAAGAUGAUGAAGAUCUUAAUGAUGAUGUGGAGUUUUUGAAAGAGAUAGAUUUUACCGGGAUCAAUGAUGAUAUCCCUACAAACAUUGAACUCGAUCUUGACGAUGACGAGUUUGGUCCAUUUCCGGGGUUUGACAGUGACUGUUUUAGAAAGGUCAAUGAAGAUGCUUCUUCAGCAAUCAAGACUGGGGAAGACAGUAAUGUUCUCAAGAUUUUGCUCUCCUCUUCCAAGCCUUUGGAGAUUUCUUCAGGUCAAAGAGAUGUGAAUUCAAAGAUUCUUCCCCGUGUUUCAACUGUCUCUACUUCUGCUCCGCUUGUUGUUGAAUCAUCUCAGCCCCAAACCUCCCAGUCUUCCUUGGAAAGAAGUCAAUCAAAUACGAGUUUGGAGGUGCCCAUUGUCAUCCAUGCACCUCAGAAUAUUCUCCUAAUAGAACCUCACUGGAUGAAGCCUCAAUCAGAUUGGCUAAGCACCUUGCUCAACACAGUCCAACCUCUUCCUCUCGUGGCAAAGGUAUAUCUUUCAGAGAAGGACAUUCAGAACGUUCUGUAUGAUGCUUUCAGGGAUAAAGUUAAUGCGUUAUUUCAGCAUCCGCACAGAAUUGAGGAUCCUCCCAUAGCCCCCACACAAUCUACUUCUGUCAACCUUCCAGUUGAUCCACAUCCUCCUAGAACAACUACAGUUGUCAAUAGAUUUGAGAAAGAACCCGAAGGCAGCAGAGCCCGCAUCACAAUCAAACAGGGAAAGAGGACUAUUAUGGCUAACAAAAGAGAAGGGUUACUCUUCAUGAAAAAUUCAAACGAGAAUCACAAAGCCAAAGACCCUAUGCUAAUAGUGACUGAUCUCAAAAAGAGAAAAUUUGGUGAUGAGUUCGGAGAUAGAUCUGGAAUUCGAAUGUGGGCCUUUGAUCCCGAGUCAGGCAUGUGGGUUUUGAAAAGGAAUUCAGGAAUUCCUGAGUACUACAAGAGCACACAUGAUUUUAACUCGUGGACCCAAGUGGAUGUUGUUGAACCUUUGAGAGCCUUAUUCCAUAAUCCCUCUGAAGAUCCCAGCACGACAAACUUCAAAAGAUUUCUUGAUAGACAGGUCAAAGAAAACUUUCCAAAAAUGAAGACUACAAGAGCUUUAUAUAGAAAAGAUAAAGAUAUUCUAGAUCCUGAAUCAGGCGAGCCUAUGAAGAUUAUUCUUUGGCUUGCGACUAAACAGUAG
This is a messenger RNA of Lactuca saligna, 1356 nucleotides long. The record is from the annotation of a GenBank genome assembly. Lineage: Eukaryota; Viridiplantae; Streptophyta; Magnoliopsida; Asterales; Asteraceae.